CUUUUCCACCCCAAGGCACGACAAAAGGGAUGCCUCGGUGCAUUAGACAACACAUAUAUUAGUGUGUUGGUGCCCAAUAUUGACAAGGCCAGGUAUAGAACACGUAAGGGCCAGAUCGCGACCAACAUGCUAGGAGUAUGUGAUCGCAAUAUGAAGUUUGUGUAUUCACUGCCGGGUUGGGAGGGCUCAGCUGCUGAUUCACGCGUACUCCGGGAUGCAGUCAACAGGCGACAUGGAUUUAGAGUCCCCCGCGGGAACUAUUAUUUGGUAGAUUGUGGCUAUGCAAACAGCGAAGGCUUUCUAGCACCGUAUAAGGGAGUCCGUUACCAUUUGAAGGAGUGGGGGCCUACUAAUUCAAGGCCACAAAAUGCUGAGGAGUUGUUUAACCUACGACAUGCUAAGGCUCGGAAUGUUAUUGAGCGUGCAUUUGGGAUCAUAAAGAUGCGGUGGGCUGCACUGAGAAGUACAACUUAUUAUCCGAUCAAAGUCCAAGUUAGGCUAAUCAUGGCGUGCGUUCUUCUUGAAAACUUCAUUCGUUCCAACAUGGCAGUUGAUCCGAUCGAGCAGCAGUACGAUCUUCUUCUCCAAGACCUCGAGAACACCAAUGACGACCAGGAGGAUUUCGUUGACACAAUUGAAUCAUCUCAAUGGUGGAACGCGGACAGGGAUGUCUUCGCUCAAACAAUGUGGCAGCAAUAUUUACAUGCUAUGAAUUAA
Messenger RNA from Salvia miltiorrhiza (redroot sage), 717 nucleotides. RefSeq lists its product as uncharacterized. Lineage: Eukaryota; Viridiplantae; Streptophyta; Magnoliopsida; Lamiales; Lamiaceae. Bases 127 to 717 code for a protein of 196 amino acids. The record is from RefSeq and is a predicted model, not a curated record. The transcript is spliced from 3 exons.